Molecule: messenger RNA, 619 nt
Organism: Solanum verrucosum
Lineage: Eukaryota; Viridiplantae; Streptophyta; Magnoliopsida; Solanales; Solanaceae
Product: transcription factor IBH1-like 1
Exons: 1
Coding region: 27-608 (193 amino acids)
Biological process (GO): regulation of DNA-templated transcription
Source: RefSeq, a predicted model, not a curated record
UCUUCCUUUUUUUGUAGUUUCAAGAAAUGAGGAAUCCUAAUUCACUCAAGCAAGAAUUUCUCAAGAAAUGGAUAAAAGGUCUUCAAAUAUGUAGUGCUACAAAGAAAAAGAUGAGUAUAAUGGAAAGAAAAAAAGCUAUAAAAUUAUCAGCAGAUAUAGCAAUGGCUUCAACAAGAAAAUCAACAAUUUAUUGGAGCCAUGCCCUCAUGAAAAAUGCUUCAAAAGAUGACACAAACAAAAUCAUCAUAAAAAAUAUUCUUGGAUCAAAUGAUGAUAAUAAUAAUAAUUUCAAUAAAGCUUCAAUGGGAAUUUAUAAUUCUAUGUCUCAAAAUGGAAUUAUUAGAAGCAAGAAGAUUAUUAAAAAGAGUUGCAAAAUUUCAAGAAGAGCAAGAAAAAAUAUUUCUCCAAGUAUUAUUGCAAAAAAAAUGGUGGAAAAAAGAACAAAAGUUCUUAAAAGUCUUGUUCCUGGUGGAGAAUAUAUGGAUGAUGCUUCAUUAAUUAAAGAAACCCUAGAUUAUAUUAUUUCAUUAAGAGUUCAAGUUGAUGUUAUGAGGCAUCUAGCUAAUAAUGCUAGUUGUGAGAUUAAUGAUCCUAAAACAAAUUUGUAGUUUUAUUUUUU